GACGGCAUGUUAACAUAACCUUCAAAGUUACCGAAAGUUAUUAACUUGAAAUUAUUUAAACAUUUAAUUGUUGCACACUAAAGUAUACAUAUAUUCAGUUAAUAUAGAUGAUUGAAACUUGUAAAUACUGUUAAUAAUAAUUGAUAUUGUCUUAUUUAUAUAAAUUUCUCUUUUGUAAGAAAAAUGGUACUAAACUUUGCGACAACAAAUUUAUUUAGAUCUUUCCACACUUCUGCUAUUCAAAAUAAAAUAAUUAAACUUUCUCGACUAAGGGUCGUAGACAAUAGUGAAAUUGGAAAGAAAGCUAUGAAAAUUGGUAAACCACCACGAUGUAUUCACGUUUACAACAAAAAAGGCACAGGAUUCAUUGGAGAUAAAGUAAUGGUCGCCAUUUGCGGUGAAAAGAAAAAAGGAAUUCUUGUUGGACUGAAAGCUCAGCAAAAAAAGAAGGUAGCAAAGUUUGACAGUAACAAUAUUGUUCUAAUUGAUGAUAGUGGAACACCAUUAGGAACACGAAUUCAUGUUCCUAUACCUCAUGUUUUAAGGACAAUUUUAAAAGAAAAAACUUUCUCAAAAGGUGCAGAUUAUACAAAACUUCUUGCUAUUGCAUCGAAAUUCGUUUAAAUAAUUUAGAAUUGUGAUUUUACUUUAAAAAACAGUAUAAUUGAAUAAUUGUACAAAAUAGUGCAAAAACUCUUUCAAUAAAUGUUUUAAUACAGUUGAA
Leptopilina boulardi is the source of this 724-nucleotide messenger RNA. It is a transcript of the gene mRpL14, whose product is annotated as 39S ribosomal protein L14, mitochondrial. Gene Ontology annotation, molecular function: structural constituent of ribosome. Gene Ontology annotation, biological process: translation. The transcript is spliced from 3 exons. The coding region runs from base 184 to 624 and encodes 146 amino acids. Gene Ontology annotation, cellular component: ribosome; mitochondrion. NCBI's taxonomy places the organism in Eukaryota, Metazoa, Arthropoda, Insecta, Hymenoptera, Figitidae. The record is from RefSeq and is a predicted model, not a curated record.